AAGUCUCGUUCCUCGGCAACAUUUUGAAAUCGCAACUCAUUGUGCAAGCAUUCUCCGUGUGUUCGUCUUCUUCCUCUAAUGAAAUUAGGUCACGAGAUCAAACUUUCUCCGGCUCUCGCUCCUUAUUACCCCCGUUUCCCGUUGCUGAAAUUUCAAUUUUUGCGCUGAUUCGCCGCAUCGCUCGAGCUUUCUGUUGUAGAUCCCUAAUCUACCCCUGUCGUUCUCGCCAAUGCCGUCUCUCCUGUCGUUAAUCUGAUUCAAGUUGGGCAGAUGCUAGGAAAGUCAGGUGUUUCAUGUCGGUAAAGUUUCCAUCUUGAUUCGUUGCUUGUGCUUCUUGAUCGACGGUACGCUCGCUCGCUGUGUGGUCGCCGUUGGAGAGGCUUGUGAAGCUGGAUUCUCGAAAUCCUGCCCCCAUCCGGCCGCCGCCGGUGACAUCCACCUUGAAUCGGCCGCCGUCACCGCGGAACUGGAAUAACAUCCCUCGGCCCAACAUCUCCCCGGCUCUGUACGUUAUCCCGGAGUCGACUCCACUUCCAUGCUCUCCCUCUUCCUUCUCCCCGGCGUCUCCUUACAUCAUCAACCACAAGAGACGAGGACCACGCCUCCUCAAGAGUGUGACACAGAGCGAUGCUGGUGGAAAGAUGCUGCCGCAGCUGGAGCCAAAGGCUGAGUCUGCGGCCCCAAAUGGUACCUACGCUAAGAUUGGUGACAUUAAUAGGCAAGAGAUUGGCGGGGAACAGAAACCUGGUGCUUCAAGCGGAGGCGAAGUUGAAUCAAACUCUAGUGUGGUUGAACUUCAUCAAGUGAAGCCUGAAGACGGAUUUGUGGAUAAUAGGCCUGUUAGAUCAGAUGAAUUGGCUAGACCUGGCUCUCUGGAUCUUGAAAGAGACAAGGAGAUCAAUGAUUUCUUCGAUCCCAACGGCUCAGUUAGCUCAUACAGCAACAAUGAGCUCGGUAGGAACCCUUCUACUCCUUCAGGGGAGUAUUUUGAUGCCUUUGAAGAGAUAUCCAGUGAUGGCACUUCACAAUCUUCCAGUUGGAAAUUUGAAGAGCUGCGCGACUUGAGGCUGAAUAUAUCGAUGGAAAUAGAGAGAUGCAAGCAAGCUGAAGAAGCAACUGAGGCCUUGCAAAACCAAUGGCAGAUGCUGAGUGAUCAUCUGUCAUCUGUGGGAUUGCAGCUUCCUGCUCCUUCAACUUUUCCUGUUGAUGAUAUAGAACAACCUGACAUUGAUCCUGCAGAGGACUUGUGCCAACAGAUUGUGGUUUCUCACUUUGUGGCUGAUGCUAUAGAAAGGGUUGUUUCUAGUGCUGAGGAAGAGAUGGUUAUGGAACCUUUGAUCGAAUCCAAGAACUUUGAGAUUGCUAGGUUACAGGACCGGCUCCAGUAUUAUGAAACUGCAAACAGAGAGAUGUCUCAGAGAAACCGAAAAGCUUUGGAAUUGGCACGAGAACAACGCAAUAUGCGCAAGAGGAGGCAGAGAUGGAUUUGGUCCUCAAUCGGCCUCGCUGCAACUGUCAUUAUAACUGCUCUGGCAUGGUCGUAUCAUCCUCUUUCAAGGUCUUCUUCUGCAGGCGAAGGCAAUGCUACCGAGAGCCAUCGAGAAUGAAAGUGAAAGAAAAUUCUUCCAUUUAGUUGUCGCCUAUACUUUGAUCGAUGAAGGAGAGUCUUGGCAGCAAUGGUAAAGUUGCUCAUCUGGAGGUCACGGGUUUGAGUUACGGAAAAAAUCUCUUGCAAAGUAGGCUAAAGCUCGUACAAUCUCACAUUGACAGGAUCUUCGUGCACUGAGCCACUCAUUUUUACACUUUGAUCGAUGUCUAGCAAUUGCGGUUUGGAUUGGAUUUGAAGAAUUUGGAUCGAGCACAGAUGGUUACUAACAUACUCAUGGUAUCUGAUUCCUUCCAUUUUAAACAUUCUCACCAACCAGCUAGAAUAUGCUGUUGGAAUUUAUU
Messenger RNA from Zingiber officinale, 1950 nucleotides. RefSeq lists its product as uncharacterized. The record is from RefSeq and is a predicted model, not a curated record. The transcript is spliced from 4 exons. Bases 642 to 1607 code for a protein of 321 amino acids. Lineage: Eukaryota; Viridiplantae; Streptophyta; Magnoliopsida; Zingiberales; Zingiberaceae.